This is a messenger RNA of Sphaerulina musiva SO2202, 3855 nucleotides long. RefSeq lists its product as uncharacterized. The transcript has 2 exons. The record is from RefSeq and is a predicted model, not a curated record. Bases 1517 to 3508 code for a protein of 663 amino acids. Lineage: Eukaryota; Fungi; Ascomycota; Dothideomycetes; Mycosphaerellales; Mycosphaerellaceae.
GGCGGUGUUGGCGGUCGCGGCUCGCCCAUCACCAGCGAGAUAUGCGAGGCGGGCGACCCGGAUGCCUGGAAUCAAUCAUGCGAACCCAUCGACCGAGAGGCACAGGCUCCAGACGGGACUAAUAUGCUCUAGCCGUCCUCCUGCGCAGUGUACCACGCCAAACGCGAGCUCGCGAGGAGUCUCGUGGCCUGCAGACAUGGUGGCCUGCGGACAUGGUGGUCUCAGACGCCUGUGUCGCGCUGCGAACAUGAUCGUCUGCAUCGGGACAUGGCCCAGCCAGAUCCCCUCGCUGUACAGUAUAGUCUCAGUGUACUGUAUACGCUCGAGCUGUGCGCGGUAGAAGGUAUCCAUGUGCCGCCUCUGACAAAUACGCAUUGACAUGCUACCUGGUAGGUCCAGGUAGGAUACCAGCAUGGUGGUCAAUGAGGCACUGGACUUGCUCACCGUGGCCAUGCAGGUGCGAAUGCUUGUGUGAAGCACAGAGAUCUGCUUGGCACAUUUUGGAAGCUCGCUUGGCGCUCGAUGCCCCAGGAACGUCUACAAACUCUAUCAGGGGAACAUGAGGAGACCACGCCCAACAUGAAACACAUUCGACCUCUGUGACGUCCAGAGCCAUCAUUUGCUGUGCAAAGUGCAGAAUGACGGCCUGAGAUGAGAGCUGCCGAGUCGUGUCUGGUGUGGUCGGUCAGUACUGACUCGUCGUUCUUGUUUGUUGCAGGGGACUUCGUAAAAGACACCGUGCUCCCCGUACGGGACUCGCCUGAAUCCCAGCAAUCCUGAAAGAAGUUCAGCAGAUCCGUUUCAGACAAAUUGGAGAUCGAACUUUACACUCUCUUGCAACCUCGAGGAACCAAAGUGUACCAGUGCCUGAUCCCCGCUGCGACCUGGCGAUAUGCAAGAAGGAGCGCUUGGCAACGCGAUACCGACCACGAACUGCUGCGUUAGACCGCAACUUCGUUGCAAGCAUGUCCUUGCGUGGCGCUGAUUCAUACUUUGGGAUCAAACGUAGGUUCACCAGAGGCGAUUCUAAAUACUUCCUAGACCCUGUCCUGCGUGUCUUGCAAUUGGGCGCGAUGACGAUUGAAAUCUCCCGGGCUUCUGAAUAGCAAAAUACAGAUGGGAUCGCAGCAAUCCUCGAUAUGAGCCUACUGAUCGACUACCGGCUUUCUCAUAUGUCCAUCUCGACGGCCACGGGCGUUGUUUCUCGCUUCCUCACCUCUACGCCGACAAGCGCACCCAGCGAAACCGGAUCAUGAAGUAUCCUACUGCUGCCAUCCUAUCACCAUUACACUAGCGCGCGGUGUAGUGCUUGAAACUAGAGGUUGAAUCUUUGGCGAUCUAUCACAGUACUUCGGUGAAGUUCGGUCUGUCACCAGCGACCAUUACCACACCAGCGCACGGUCUGCCACAGUCAUUGAAGCAAUUGCGAGUUGGGAUGUACUUCGGUGAACUUCGGUCUUGAUCAGGAACUUCUUGGACCGAACAGCCCCGGGUGCUCGCAUAAGCGGUCGCACCGAUGGAGAUCCGACAAAGACAAGACGACCAAUUCAGGUCAAAUCAACAGCAAGGCCAAGGCAAUCAGAAUUCGAACCAGCAGCAAGGUCAGAAUAAUCAAGGCCAGCAGCAGCAGCAAGGCCAGAAUCAGCAACAAGGUCAACCCCAACAACAAGGCCAAAACAACAACAACAACAACAACCAGCAGCAGCAGCAAGGCCAGAACCAGCAACAAGGUCAGAACCAACAACAAGGCCAAAAUAAUAACAACAACCAGCAGCAGCAGCAAGGCCAAAACCAGCAACAAGGUCAGAACCAACAACAAGGCCAAAAUAAUAACAAUCAGCAGCAGCAAGGCCAAAGCAACCAAGGCCAGAACCAGCAGCAGGGCCAAAACAAUAAUAACAAUCAGCAGCAAGGCCAGAACAACCAAGGCCAGAACAACCAAGGCCAGAACAACCAAGGCCAGAACAACCAAGGCCAGAACAACCAAGGUCAGAACCAGCAACAAGGUCAGAACCAACAACAAGGUCAGAACCAACAACAAGGCCAAAACAAUAACAACAACAACAAUCAGCAAGGCCAGAACAACCAAGGCCAGCAGCAGCAAGGUCAGAACCAACAGCAAGGCCAGAACCAACAACAAGGCCAAAACAACAACAACAACAACAACAAUCAGCAGCAGCAGCAGCAGCAAGGCCAAAACAAUAACAAUAACCAGCAGCAGCAAGGUCAAGGUGAUCGGGGUCAGAAUCAAAACGGGAACCAGCAGUCGAAUGGGAAUUCGCAAUCCCAAGGACAGGAUGGGGACCGCGGCAACGAUAACAAUUCCAACGAUCGAGGUAACGGCGGUUCGCAGUCUCAAGGGCAGAAUGGGAACAAUGACAAUGAUCGUGGCAAUCAAGGGCAAAAUGGAGGCAACGAUGGCAACCGUGGCAACAAUGGUUCUCAGAGCUCUCAACAAGGCCAACAAAACGGUAACAAUCAAUACGGGGGCAACGGCAAUUCCCAGAACGGUGAGCAGCAGUCUGUUGACUCGGGAAAGACAGCAAUAAUAUCCGGGAGUGCCGCAGGCGCCGUCGUCAUAAUAGUAGUGAUAGUUUUCAUAUGGUGGCGAAGACGUCGUGGGGCAACAUACGGAGAUAUAGCACGCUUCAGGAGGCAUACGCCCACCGUUGUACCCGAGCAACACCACGAAAGUGGCUUUGCAGCGAUGCCAGUAUAUCGCAACAACACCUACUCUGUGCAUAGAUCACCAGCAGACGCGUUGAGAAAUGUUUCGGAACCACCUGAAAUGACAACGUUAGCACCACCUGCAGUGACUGUGCCAGAGACGUCACCACAUCGCGGCUCUGUGACUGAAAGCACGUUGUGGAAAUCUGCGAAUCCUCCUCUACCAUCUCCAGAGGAGAGAGGCUGGCCGUUGACGGACACGGCGACUGCCGUCAUCGCCAACCAGCCACCUCGAUACGAGCUCAGCAGAAGCAAAAGCGGCACCGGUCUGGUCUGCAAAAAGACCGCUGAUGCCACCAGUAGUGGAGACAACACCCCCACCGCAAACUCUCCCGUCGAGUCUCAUCGUGGUGGACGAUGGUCUUGGACCAAUUCGCAGGCGCCCAGCACCCCUCGCGCUGCCGCGCCCAACGCCAGAGCAUCUCUCACCAGCUUGACGUCUCGUCACUUUGCGAACUUGAUGAGAGGCCAUGCUACUCCCAAAGAGGAUACAUCCAAAGGCACUGGAGCUCCCAAAACCGCACUGAAGAACCACGCGACCACACCUGUCCUUGCCCCGCCUCGGGUAGGCCGAAAGAUGUCCCAGAAGUCGAAGCUUGGACACCAACCGAGAGUGGGGAACCUGUCCAUGAUAUCAAAGCCUCUUGGCCCUGCAAUCAAUAGCCCUGACGAAGCCCAUUCACCCCUUUCGACCAAAGAAGACACAUCGAGGGAAAGCAGCAGCACGGCCGCGAUAUCACCCGUCAUCGAGACAAGACCACAACACUACCGCUGGAAGUGAUGAUGAUGAUGAUGCCAACGAGCCAGCGAGCGAGCGAUAGAAGGGACGCAGGCCGUUCUUUUUGUUUUCUUCUCGGUCUACGAUUCACAACGCAUACCCAACAGCAACAAUACUCUGUCCUGUCCUUUCCUUUUCCGUGCACAUGCAGUCUUUACGAUAUGAUACCCUAUGCUUUGCGUUUCGCUCCUCUCCUCGUUUUGCCUGGCAACGUUUUGGGGAUUGAACAAAAGGCGGUACUGCUACUACUGCGCGCCCGCACGCUCAACUGCUAUGUAACAAUCGAUGAAUGUAUAACAAACAUACCUGAGGUAUAUAACUAUCUAUACAUGUACUUACCUGCUGUACCC